AUGGAGCUAGAACCGAGCAAAAUUGUGGAUUUUUGCUAUGAGUAUGAAAAUGUGGACGGCAAGCAGGGUAAGCUGGUGUACGCCAUUGAAAUACCGUACAAAGGCAGUGUGACCGAGCUUACCCAUCAGAUUAUAACCAACCGGAUGGAUCCGAUAAUGAAGUUUCUGAAGGCGGAUCGCGGUUUGCUUGGAGUGCUGCAACAGUUUGUCGAGCGUGAAAAUCAAGCCUUCUACGAUGAGCGGGAUGAGCUGCUGCUGGAGAAAUUCCGCACCACCGGAAGUCCCGAGGUGGGUACGCUGGCGCUGGAUAUCGAGAAGUUGUACCGCGAAGAAGUUCUCGAGUACGCCGAUCGGAUCGGUCCGUCGGAUGAGGAAAUUUUCGCGCAAAGCUACCACCAGUUGGUACACUCGUCGCUACUGCCAGAGAUCCUAGGGAAGGAGCGAGAAUACGCGCGGACAAUCGCGAGUCUGAGCACGCAGAUGACACAGCAGAUCACGACGAUGAACACUUUGCACCAGGAGGAGAUCGAAUCGAAGCUCAAGCUACUGGACAUUUCCAUCACGCCGGAAAACAUCAAUCACAUGCUGGCGAAGCAGUACGGCAUGCAAAAUAUGAUUCGCAAACAGUGCGAAUCGGAGCUCGAGUCGACGCGCGGACACCAGAAACACGAGCACCGCAACUGGGUGAUACAGCACGUGGACGAAAGCUUCCUCGGGGAGUCGGAAAGCCCCACGCAGAUCGGCAACCGUUGGUCGAUGAUUUCGACACAAGCGCCUUCGAUGGAAGAAAGUUUCACAAUCCAUCUCGGAUCCCAGUUGAAACAUAUGCACAACAUUCGCAUCCUGAGCACGCGCGUGUCCGAUCUUUGCAGCCCGCUCUACGGCGACAACUCGUUCGGGGGUCCGAAUGUGGCUCUUGGAUUGUACUCUAGCUCACUGUGCGGAAUCGUUGUACUCACGCCAUCCGGAACCAUUAGUCCGGACCGAGAAAUUCGGCGCAACGCCAACAUGUCGACCGAAUUCCACUUCGAUCAGAUCGAUCGACAGAUCGAACGUAUUCAGGAGGAUCUGCGUAACCUCCAGCAUGGUUCGACCGAGGAGGUAAGCGGCGCACAAUCACUGGCCGCUGCGGGCCGGCGUCCAGACCGCAACGUGGUGACGGUGAAACCGGGGGAUGCUUUCAUCACGCGGCACUCGAACCUGUCGCACUCACACGUCAUCUUUCAUCUUAUCUCGGACGAAACAUUCCAAAGCCCGAGCGAAAUCAACUCGCGGCAUCCGGUGAUACUGGGUUUGAGGAAUAUACUGAAAAUCUCAAGCCGCCACGAUAUUACCACCCUCACCAUACCGGCGCUACUGCGCCACGAGAUGUCCGAGGACAUGACGGUGAGUUGGUGCAUUCGGAGGGCAGAAUUGGUGUUUAAGUGCGCCAAAGGGUUCAUGAUUGAAUCGGCCAGCUGGGGCGGUGCUGAACUGAACACACUACAGUUGCUUUUGCCCCACAAUAUGUCCGAGGAAUUGUUUCGCACUCUGGCCGACAUGGUGCCACACGUGUUUCGCGUAGCCAACCCGAAAGUACUCCAAUAACGAAAGCGAUAAUACUAUAAUACUGUUUGCAGUG
Messenger RNA from Anopheles cruzii, 1621 nucleotides. RefSeq names its product protein C12orf4 homolog. The record is from RefSeq and is a predicted model, not a curated record. The coding region runs from base 1 to 1587 and encodes 528 amino acids. Lineage: Eukaryota; Metazoa; Arthropoda; Insecta; Diptera; Culicidae. Gene Ontology annotation, cellular component: cytoplasm. The transcript is spliced from 2 exons.